UGCAUCUUGUAUACUCGAAAAGAUAUCUGUAUCAGUGUAGAGAUAAAGUGACUGAUUUUCUCAUUUUGCUUUGUGAGACAGGGUUAGAGCUUCAUAAUGGGUUUACUGACGAUACUAAAAAAGUUAAAACAUAAGGAGCGAGAGAUGCGCCUACUGAUGCUUGGCCUGGACAAUGCAGGAAAAACCACCAUACUGAAGAAAUUUAAUGGAGAAGAUGUCAGCACCAUUUCUCCUACGUUAGGAUUCAACAUAAAGACACUAGAGCACAGAGGGUUCAAGUUAAACAUCUGGGACGUGGGGGGUCAGAAGUCACUGCGGUCGUACUGGAGGAAUUAUUUUGAGAGCACAGAUGGACUGGUGUGGGUGGUGGACAGUGCAGACAGACUGAGACUGGAGGACUGUAGGAAGGAACUCAGUGCACUUUUACUGGAGGAGAGACUAGCAGGAGCCACUCUCCUAGUGUUUGCCAACAAACAGGAUUUACCUGGUGCUUUGUCUAAGGAUGCCAUCAGAGAGGUGCUAGCUCUGGAUGAGAUUAAGACCCAUCACUGGUGUAUAGUUGGCUGCAGUGCAAUGACUGGAGAGAACCUCCUGACAGGUGUAGACUGGCUCCUGGAUGACAUCGCAGCUCGGAUUUAUACAGCAGAUUGAGAACACAGCCUUGUUUUACAUUUCAACUUUGCUAUAAACUGUAGAAGCAGCAUCUUCUUCCCUGGAAGUGUCGUAACUAAUGCACCAUGUUCUGCAGGGUUACGGAUUUCUUUCUGAUCAAUAUUAACAGUGCAACCCCUUUUGGUGCCUUUAUUAAGUUCUGCAUUUUAGCCUCAUGUCUCCAACACAAGGUUUAAUGUUUAUCAGAUGUUGAGAACAAAUUGUGUAGUUCUGUAUUUAAGUUGAGAAACAUGCUCACUGUUACAGCUGUUAAUGCCUAAAACCUCAGCAGAUGAACAGAGUGUUUGCUGUUCAGAUGGUUUCACUUCAAAAUAAAUUUUUGGAAAAGUCCAUGUUGCUUUAAAAAAAAAAUAAAUAAAAUUGCCUCCCCAACAUGGUAUUUUCUAAACUGCAAGUAAUAAAUUUCAUACCUCUUUAUAAACUCAUUUCAACAAGUGUGGUUCCCUAAUGUGAACUAUAAAUGCUGUCAUUUUAGUAUUAUAAAAGGCUUAUUCCUCAAGUGUUAAAUCAACUAUACCAUGUGUGUGUGCCAUCAUUCCAGCACCCUGCAAGAGUUAUAUUUUAACAUGAUUUCCUAUGGGAAAUCAUGUAAAAACUUGGCUGCUAAGGUUUUUCUGCCAGAUCAUUAAGAAUGUCUAACAUUUUUAAUAAAAAUGAAUUGACUGCACAUUUCAAAUGUCACCCCAAUAAAAAAAAGUACCCACUGUGGGCUAAUUAAAAUA
Messenger RNA from Hemibagrus wyckioides, 1394 nucleotides. RefSeq names its product ADP-ribosylation factor-like 2 (gene arl2). The transcript is spliced from 5 exons. The record is from RefSeq and is a predicted model, not a curated record. Gene Ontology annotation, biological process: protein folding. Bases 97 to 651 code for a protein of 184 amino acids. Gene Ontology annotation, cellular component: microtubule cytoskeleton; cytoplasm. Gene Ontology annotation, molecular function: GTP binding; GTPase activity. NCBI's taxonomy places the organism in Eukaryota, Metazoa, Chordata, Actinopteri, Siluriformes, Bagridae.